AAAUGGCCUUCAGUCUAAUCUACUCACCGACGAAAUCAUAAGCGAGAGAAAAAUAAAAAAAAAGAGAGCUCAAUCCAUCUUUUCUAAGACCUCUCCGAAUAUUUCUUUCCACUACAUCAAUGGUUGUCGAGUCUUCUAACCACCGCACCGUCAAAGAGAUCUUUCAAGGAUUUAAGCGGUCGUCGCUCUGGUUUUCUUAAAGCUCUCUCCGUAGAAAUGAAGAAUAUGCGGACACCCGAAUGGGACAUGGGAGGAAGUGAAUUUUCCAGCAGAGGAAGUGAAUGUUUUAUCAUAUGCUAUUUAAAUUGGAAAAUUGUAAAGAUUCUGGUUUAAGGAGUGGAUUCAAAAAAGCUUAGAGAGAUUUGGUGUCCGAGGUUGAGAAAAAACCAAAAACAGGAACUAAAGUAGGCCGGCCAGGGGUUCACCUACAUCUUGUGGAACAAAGAAUCAUAUUAAAAGCAGAAACUUUUUGUUGUUUAGUGGUUACACCAAAUCGUGUCUACGGGUUUGACUAAAAUGUCUCUGUCUCCGAGCUUCAGGCUUCAGCUUAAACUGCCUAUAAAAAGAUCCAAGAGACUCCAGUGAAGAGGCUGUGCAGAGUUCAUAGGUCAAUCACUGUGAACGGACAGUUUCCAGGGCCAACCUUGGAGGUUCGAAACGGUGAUUCCCUUGUCAUCACUGCCAUAAACAAAUCUCAGUACAACAUUAGCCUCCAUUGGCAUGGGAUAAGGCAAAUACGGAAUCCAUGGGCAGAUGGACCAGAAUACAUAACCCAGUGCCCAAUCAAACCUGGAGGAAGCUACACCUACAGGUUCAACAUCGAAGAACAAGAGGGUACCUUGUGGUGGCAUGCCCACAGCAGAUGGCUACGAGCCACCGUGUAUGGAGCUCUCAUCAUCCGUCCUCCGCUCUCUUCUCCUCAUUAUCCUUUUCCAGUUCUUCCCAAGAGAGAGAUUACCCUCCUCUUAGGGGAGUGGUGGGACAGAAACCCCAUGGAUGUCCUAAACUUGGCUCAGUUCACAGGAGCAGCACCAAACGUGUCAGACGCCUUCACCAUCAACGGUCAGCCUGGUGAUUUCUACAGAUGCUCUAGCCAAGAAACUUUGAGGUUUCUGGUGGGGUCAGGAGAGACAGUCCUCCUCAGGGUCGUCAACUCUGGCUUGAACCAAGAACUCUUCUUUGCUGUGGCGAAUCACAAACUGACAGUGGUUGCUGCGGAUGCUUCCUACACCAAGCCUUUCUCAACCAAUGUCAUAAUGUUAGGACCAGGUCAGACAACUGAUGUGCUUCUAACCGCAGACCAACCACCAGCACAUUACUACAUGGCGGCACACGCCUACAACAGCGCCAACGCCCCCUUUGACAACACCACCACCACUGCAAUCCUCCAAUACAAAGGCGCUCCAUGUGUUACUCGUCAAGGUAACUUGCAGGCACAACGGGCAGUACCUGCGCAGCUGCCAGGAUUCAACGACACAGCAACUGCAGCAGCGUUCACAGCUCAGAUGAAGAGUCCUUCGAGAGUGGAAGUUCCUCUCGAGAUUGACGAGGACUUGUUUUUCACAGUGGGAUUGGGACUAUUCAACUGCUCAACCCCAAACACGCAAAGGUGUCAAGGCCCUAACCGAACACGCUUCACCGCGAGCAUUAACAAUGUCUCUUUCGUCUUCCCUAGACGAAACUCCAUAAUGCAAGCCUAUUACCAAGGCAAUUCCGCCGGCGUUUUCACCACGGACUUCCCUCCUAUUCCUCCUCUUGCAUUUGACUAUACAGGAAACGUAAGCAGAGGGCUAUGGCAGCCUACCCGUGGAACAAAGGCCUAUAAACUAAAGUACAAGUCCAAGGUGCAAGUUAUACUGCAAGACACGAGCAUCGUGACCAUUGAGAAUCACCCAAUGCAUCUCCACGGCUACGAGUUCUAUGUAGUGGGAACAGGUAUUGGCAACUUCAACCCAAGCAAAGACACAGCCUCCUUUAACCUCCUGGACCCACCACGGAGAAACACAAUUGGAACUCCUCCAGGUGGAUGGGUAGCCAUCAGAUUUGUGGCUGACAAUCCAGGAGUGUGGCUAAUGCACUGUCACAUCGACUCGCAUAUAUUCUGGGGUUUGGCUAUGGUAUUUUUAGUGGAGAACGGUGAAGGGCAUUUGCAGUCCGUACAGUCUCCGCCAUUGGACUUGCCCCAAUGUUAAAACUCUAUAUACACAUACACUUUGUAUAUCUUCUUUCUUUAUUAUGAUGGGAUUUUUGUUUAACAAAGCAUGACAUUCAUAGACAUAUU
Molecule: messenger RNA, 2281 nt
Organism: Eutrema salsugineum
Lineage: Eukaryota; Viridiplantae; Streptophyta; Magnoliopsida; Brassicales; Brassicaceae
Product: laccase-13
Exons: 5
Coding region: 993-2192 (399 amino acids)
Molecular function (GO): copper ion binding; oxidoreductase activity
Source: RefSeq, a predicted model, not a curated record